CCUUAGUUUGACUGGCUGUGGAGAUGUAGUUCACCAGAAAAAUACUGAUGUGAUUUCUUGUGCACAGUCAGCUGUCUGUAAGAAUAAAAGAAUGACUAUGAAGAUUAGUUGUUGGAAACUGUAAGAAACAGAUCCCAGAUCUCUCUUACUUGGCAGUUAACUUCUUUAGGAAGGAGUCUUGCUUCAGAAGACUCACCUCAAGAUGCACAUUGCCCCUGGUAAGCUGCCGUUAUUCCUGAUGGGGAUAGUUUGUAUUACAGAGUUUCAUGCUGUACCAUUCGUUCUUCAGAAAGAUCCUAAGUGUGGGCAGAAAGUUCAUGAGACAAAUCCGUGGAGUUACCUUAACCUUUUCACUCGGAUUGUUGGGGGGAGCCAGGUGAAACAAGGCUCACAUCCAUGGCAGGUUUCCUUGAAACGAAGGCAGAAGCAUUUCUGUGGAGGCACCAUUGUUUCUGCUCAGUGGGUGGUCACAGCAGCUCACUGUAUCUUAGACAGGAACAUACUCGAGUAUUUGAAUGUCACUGCAGGAGAGCAUGAUUUGAGGAUCUGGGAGAGUGGAGAGCAGACACUCCCCGUUAAAUAUGUCAUUAAGCAUCCAAACUUUGACCCCAGAAGGCCGAUGAACUACGACGUUGCCCUUCUGAAGCUAGAUGGAGCCUUCAGCUUCAGUUCAUCAGUUUUGCCAGCAUGUCUUCCUGAUCCAGGUGAAAAGUUUGAAGCAGGAUAUAUCUGUACUACUUGCGGCUGGGGACGUUUAAAUGAGAAUGGAGUACUCCCUCAAGUUUUAUAUGAAGUCAAUCUACCAAUUCUGAAUAGGAAGGAAUGUUCAAGAGCUUUGUCAUCUUUAAAGAAACCUAUCCAAGGGGACACUAUAAUGUGUGCUGGAUUUCCAGAUGGAGGAAAAGAUGCCUGUCAGGGAGACUCAGGGGGCCCUCUUUUGUGCCGACGUAAGCACGGUGCCUGGAUUCUCGCUGGUGUGAUCUCCUGGGGGAUGGGAUGUGCUCGUGGCUGGAUAGGUAAUGAGAAGAAGAAAUAUUAUGAAAGAGGAUCACCAGGAAUAUUCACAGACCUCAGUGCGGUGCUUUCCUGGAUUCAAGAAAAUAUGAGUGCUGACCUGAAAAUGAAAAGUUCUACACCAUUUUGUGGUGUUCAAGAUGGCAAGCUCCCAAACAGUGAAGGAGAACUACAUUUUCCUGGAAGUCUCAAACAGUUCUAUCAAAACCACCAAUUGUGUGUAUGGACUCUACUUGUACCGGAAGGAAAUUAUAUAUUGCUUCGUUUUUCCCACUUUGAUAUAGAGCCAGAAACAUUUUGUGACUAUGAUUCUUUAUCAGUCUAUUCAAAAGACAACAGACUUAUUGGGAAAUUCUGUGGAGGAGAUCUUCCAUUACCUAUUUUGAUUGGCUCCAAUAGUAUAAGGCUGAAGUUUGUUUCUGACAGCAAGGAUUAUGGAACUGGUUUUUCUUUGAUGUACAAAGCUCUUACACCAGAUAUACUUCCUAAUUCUGGCUGUGAGUCCAUAGCUGUCCUUUUUGAAGAAGGAGUGUUACAAAGUAUGCACUAUCCAGAACAGUACAGUAAUCUGGCAGACUGUCAAUGGAUUAUUUGUGCGCCAGAGGACCAUGUAAUCAAGCUUACAUACAAAUCUUUUGAAGUAGAAGAGAGUGAAGAUUGCUCUUAUGAUGCUGUGACUGUGUAUGAAGAUGUGGGAAAAGAAGAGGAAAUUGCUAAGUCUUGUGGAUUUGACCUACCAGCACCUGUUUUAAGCUCCUCUGCUCUGAUGCUUGUUGUCUUUCACUCUGAUGAAACAGAGACCUUUGAAGGAUUCAAAGCUACAAUCUCUUUUGUACAUGUAACAGAUUUAGAUACUUUGAAUUCAACUAGUGAAGAAGUUUUUGAAGAUAUGGAUAUGACUGUAGAAGAAAUACAGGUUACAACAGAUGAUAUUUGUGGAGUGCCUUCAAAUCAGCCCAGGUUCAUCUUCAGUAGGAUAAUUGGAGGUGAAGAAGCAGUACCAUACUCAUGGCCUUGGCAGGUCAGCAUACAAAUUUCAAAUGAGCAUAUCUGUGGAGGAGCUGUCCUUUCCAAAGAAUGGGUUGUCACAGCUGCUCAUUGCUUUAAUUCUAAGGAACUGUACAGAGACCUAUGGAUGGUGGUCACAGGACUUCAUGAUCUUACAGAACAAGAAGGGUACAGACAGAAAAGAUCAGUGAAGCAGUAUAUUAUACAUCCAAGCUUUAACAAAACCACGAUGGACUCAGAUAUUGCUUUACUGCGACUGGCUGAGCCCUUAGAAUUCAACCACUAUGUGCGGCCAGUGUGUAUCCCUGCGAAGGAAGAAGUGGUUCAGCCCUCAAGGGUGUGCAUUGUCACAGGAUGGGGAGCACGUGAAGAAGACAGAGAAAAGAGUAAAAAACUGCAUCAGCUGGAAGUCCCUAUCCUGGUGCUUGACACAUGUCAGACCUAUUACAUAAAUCUGCCCAGUAAAGUGACUCAGAGGAUGAUCUGCGCUGGAUUCCCUCCGGAAGAAGGCAAAGACUCAUGCGCGGGUGAUUCUGGUGGCCCAUUAGUUUGUCCUUCAGAAGAUGACUCAGGAUUUUAUACCCUUCAUGGAAUCACUAGCUGGGGCUUGGGCUGCGGAAGGAAGAGCUACCCAGGAGUAUACACAAAUGUUGCUGUUUUUGUGGACUGGAUCAAGCAGAGUGUUAAUACUAGUGAUAUUCCUAUGUUCAUGGUGUAGCUGUCAAAAGAGGAGUUCUGAUGGACUACAUUGUAAAACACUUCCAAAGUGCAAAUGUCAUUGGAAGCAACAUUUGGUGAAGCAUAUUAGAUUGUGAUUGGUGAAUAGAUUACAAAGUAGCUGAUACUUAGCUUGAUUCUUGUACUGCCUAUUUAUCUAAGAGAGACUUUGACCAUACCUGUAUGUUCUUGGGAAAUACAAAAGUUACUCACAUGCUUCUGGCAUUGUCAGUCUGUAUUAGAAGGAACAAUAGGGAAAAUGAGUCACCAUAUACUGGAUGUCAAGCAUGUCCUUGAAUGUAGCACUGGAGAGAACAAAAAUGAAGAUGAAAUAAGCACCUGUGUAAAACAACUGAAGGAGUAGUCAGUUAUCUUUCUAUUAAGAUCAACUAGAGUGUUACCUCUGGCUCUGAAAGGACCUAGGCAGUGGCAGUAGUAGUGCAUCUGUGAGGAGCAGAAGAACAUUGUCUAGUGAUUAGUGAUGUGAGUCAAUCAAAUUGCUGUGAAAAUGACAUUUUAAUAUGCCCGAAGUGAAGGUCCCUAUAGGCCUGAUCUGACCAAUUUGAGUGUUAAAAUACUCUUUUCAGCUGAAAAACCUGGCCAGCCAUACCAGUAAUAAAGGUACCUGCUGCUCCAGCAAGGAAGCUGAAUUACAGUGUAAAAUACUAUUUUUUUUCUGGUUCUUACCUAUUAUUUUUACUUUUUAAAAGCAACGUUUUUUUAAAGAAGUCAUGCAGUUUUGAGGAGUUAGAAUGUGCUUACUCCAUCAAUUGCCCAUUGUUGUAACAAUUUUUCUACAUGUAACUGCAUCAAAAGAACUUCUGUGCUUGUAGAAAGCUGCUACCAAAUGCAGAGAAGGCAUAACCAUCUCCAAAACUACUCAGGCUUUUGAGAUAUAAGGUAGGAUCAGCAGUGAGCCAGGAUGACUUGCACGACCACCACUUUCUGGUCUGCCUUCACAGUGGAAUUGUCCAUUAGUGUGAAGCCCUAUGUAUUAG
Messenger RNA from Cygnus atratus (black swan), 3737 nucleotides. RefSeq names its product ovochymase-2. Bases 203 to 2740 code for a protein of 845 amino acids. The transcript has 23 exons. Gene Ontology annotation, molecular function: serine-type endopeptidase activity. NCBI's taxonomy places the organism in Eukaryota, Metazoa, Chordata, Aves, Anseriformes, Anatidae. The record is from RefSeq and is a predicted model, not a curated record. Gene Ontology annotation, biological process: proteolysis.